This is a messenger RNA of Symbiodinium natans, 225 nucleotides long. The record is from the annotation of a GenBank genome assembly. NCBI's taxonomy places the organism in Eukaryota, Dinophyceae, Suessiales, Symbiodiniaceae.
AUGACUCUUCGGCGGGAAGGAUUAACUCCUCCACCGACGCCACCUCAUUCAUGGUGGCAAACUGCAAGGCCACCAUCAGCUGCCAGCGUCGAGUGGUUUGAUGGUGAGGCCGCUCGACCACCAUCACGGAACGUCGUGCGGCCCUCUCCGAAGCGCGUCUAUGGUAGUGAAGGUGGACUCUGCGGCAGCUUGCUUGGGGGACCGAGGCUGCGUGCGAAAUUGUAA